This is a messenger RNA of Drosophila eugracilis, 1877 nucleotides long. RefSeq names its product serine protease inhibitor 28Dc (gene Spn28Dc). Gene Ontology annotation, molecular function: serine-type endopeptidase inhibitor activity. Lineage: Eukaryota; Metazoa; Arthropoda; Insecta; Diptera; Drosophilidae. The coding region runs from base 129 to 1754 and encodes 541 amino acids. The record is from RefSeq and is a predicted model, not a curated record. The transcript has 2 exons.
AACCACAUCGCGUUUAGAACUAGAAAAAAAAAUAUUUUUAUAUAUAAUUACGCAUAUAUAUAUACCUAUUAAAUACUAUAUAUAUAGUUCGUUGUGUGCGCUCUUUCGAGAUUAAAACAAAUUACAAAAUGUGGCGCUCGCUUUUGGCUCUUUUUAUGAUCGGUGCGGUGUUCUGUGAGUCGGAUCUUUGGCGGGAUCACGUUAGGACUCCGGAAACGAUGGCCUAUAUAAAUUCCCUAAAGCAGCAAAGGGAUCAGAAGAGGCAGCAAGAACAGCAGCAGCAUCUGCCGCAGCAGCCACAGCCAGAGCAACCGCAAUAUAUCCAAGCAAUUCCACCUACGGCGCCCCUGCAAUCACCCAGCCUUGUAAACGGAUUUCCCGCCCAAAAUGCUGGCAGUUCCGUGAAACAGCCGGUACCAGCUGCCUAUUAUCCCACCUACGUGGAUCUUCCCACAUCCGAUAAGAUUGCGGAAAGGGUACUAAACUUCGCUAACGUUUUGGGACAACAGUUGGGCUAUGCCAAGACCGUGAUCUUCUCCCCCUUGAGCAUUGUCCACUCACUGGCAUUGCUACUGCUAGGAGCCAAGGGUCGCAGCUAUGAGGAGCUAUCAAGUGUCUUUGAUAUAUCGGAUACAUCCCGGCUCCACGAGCAGUUUGGUUUGAUGCUGCAGGAUCUGCAAAAACCCACAAGAGAUAGUAUAUCCCCAGAGCGACCCUUGACCAAUUGGAGAGCCAACAGUCAGAUGAGAUCUAAUCGACGUGCCCAAAGACCGGGCGCCCACGAGGUGCACAUGGCCAACGGACUGUUCACACAGACCGGCUACUCACUCAACCCCGACUACAGGCGAGUAGUCACCGAGGUCUACGGCUCUGAUCUGGAGGUUCUGGAUUUCGAGGGGAGUCCGGCUACUGCACGUUACAACAUCAACUCCUGGGUGGCAAAGCACACGAUGAACCACAUCGAGAACAUCAUCUCCAGCGACAUUCCCCAGAGUACCAGGAUGAUUUUGGCCAACGCUCUGUAUUUCAAGGGCUUCUGGGAAACUGACUUCAUAGAGUCUGCCACGCGGCCGGAUAACUUUUAUCCAAAUGGAGAGGGAACCGAACCUGUAGUGAGGGUCCAAAUGAUGGCCACCGGAGGAUCAUAUCCUUACUAUGAAGAUGCCCAGCUAGGCUGCAAGAUCAUUGGAUUGCCUUACAGGGGAAACCUGAGCACCAUGUACAUCAUUCAGCCCUUUAAGUCGUCGGUUAGUGAACUGAUGGCACUGCAGAAGCGUUUGUCCGCGGAUAAGGUGGAGGACAUGAUCAGCCGGAUGUACAGGCGGGCAGCUCUAGUUGCCUUCCCAAAGAUGCAUCUCACCGAGUCGGUGAACCUUAAGACAGUCAUGCAGAGAAUGGGUCUGGGAGGCAUCUUUAGCACCGUGCAGAAUGAUCUCUCACUGAUCGCCACAAACGAAGCGACCAGAACGAAUUCGCUGGGCGGAAACAGUCUGCAGAAUUUGGAGGCCCAGCGAAGAGCUGGAACGGGAGGAGCACGCUCUGAUUUGGUUGUGGAUGAUAUUGUCCACAAAGUGGACUUCAACGUCAACGAGCAGGGAACAGAGGCGGCGGCGGCCUCAGUUACGUACCUCAAGAAAUCUGGCCCAGAUGUCGUCUUUCGAGGAGACACUCCAUUCAUGGUGCUCUUGCGCCACGAUCCCACCAAACUGGUGCUAUUCUACGGUCUUAUAAACCAGCCCCCAGCGGCCGUCUAAUCCCAAGGAUUCUAGAUUUUUAAGCCUUAGUACCUUAAUUUGUUGACUUUUUAGUUAGGAAGCCAAUAUAUAUCAUUUUAAAUGAUAAAAAUAAUAAAUUAAACGAUAUUAUAGUAAAACUUA